GGGAGCCGGAUCCGUCGCGUUGGCACCAUGGGAACGUGAUCACGUGAUGACGCAAUGUCACAUGACGUUGUCUCAUGCUAACAACAAAUCGAAAAUAUCCGGAUUUAUCUUUUUUCUGAGUGCCUAAUACACAAUCCAACCGAACCGACAGCUGCUGUUCAGCCUAAACUAAACAGAUAAAGGUGUUGGAUCCGACCGAUCGACGCUAAACAGACUGGGUCAACCGAGUAGCUGCAGAUGGAGGUAGAGGGGAUGGAAGAUGAAGGACCUUCGUCCCAGAGUGAACUUCCAGAUCUCCAGGCAACGCAGCCGCAGCCAGCGGAUCUGCAGAGCUCCACGCCUGCAGAGUACGUCUGCGUGAAUCAGAGAGCAGUGGACAAACUCACCGAGGGUUUCCUCUCCCACUACCUGCCAGAUCUACAGAACUCUAAACGAGCCCUGCAGGAGCUCACACAAAAUCAGCUGAUACUGUUGGAUACACUGGAUCAAGAAGUCACCAAGUUCAGAGAGUGCAACACCUUGCUGGACCUCAACUCGCUGUUUACAGAAGCCAAAAUUUACCAGAACAAGCUGGUGAACAUAAGAAAAGAGAUGAUCAUGCUUCAUGAGAAGACAACUAAACUAAAGAGAAGAGCUCUGAAGCUGCAGCAGCAGAAGCAGAAGGAGCUGCUGGAGAAGGAGCAGCAGCGGGAGCGGGAGCUGGAGAGGGAGAGGCAGCUUAUCGCCAAGCCGGCUAAAAGAACGUAGAGAUCCCGACGGUGUUAAAGAACCGCUCUAAGGGGUUUGCAUGUCUUACUAUGUUUACUACAUAUCUCCGAUCAAUCACACAAACCUUUAACCAUUUUCCAAAGUGCUCAUUGGAUAAUCGGACAGGCGGCGCGUGGCUUCAAUAUGUUUCAAUACCACUCUUGCUUGAAACUAUUGGGGAACUUAGAACAUCUCCUCUGCAUCUCUGGCUUAGAGUCAGUAUUGCAAUGGAGAGGCUUUUAUUUCCAAACGUAUCUACACAUUAUGUCGGUACAUAAAUUAACUAGUUCUCAUGGCAACCUGGUGACAACGUCAUGCCACUUUAAGCUGCGCUUUUCUGAAAGUGCGGUCUUGAGAUUUUUGCUUUUACUUCCCUUGUCAUUUCCAUUUUUAGCGCGUUGCAGCCGACUUCCUCCUUGUUCGGCCUCGUUUGUCACAGUUCCAGUUCGUUUAGACUCACUCUGAGUGUUUGGGCAGAUUUAGCCGUGUAUGUAUUUGCUUUAGUUGUAUGACAUAUCGAUAUAAACACUCAUAUGCCUUGCUUGAAUGACCUGUUCUCUAAAUUUUUCCCUUUUUUUCUUUAGAGAAAUUUAUGGAUUUUUGAGCGAAAGUCCCUUCAUAUUCUGAAAAACCUAAAAUAAAAUGAAAAGGAAAUUCCUCAGGGAAAUUUCUGUUAUAAAAUUUGUUUGGGGUGCCAACAUUUAGGAGAAUGGUGUGUUUUAUUUCUUAAUAUGUCUGUGCAUUACUGAAAGGCUGGAUUUGCCAAAAAAAAAAAAGACUACACUGCAAUGAAAGGUAGGUUUAUGUUAAUACUUUUUACAGCCUAGUUUCUAUGGUAUUUUGUGGAAAACAUUCACACUCCCUUCUGACUUUACUGCUUCUCCAGCAGGAGAAGCAGUUUUGAUCAGACUAGGAAGUUUAAAUAUAAACCAGUAUUCACCGAGGCGAUUGGAAAAGUUGUCCUCCGUUCAGUUCAGACCUCCUUAAAUCUGCGGCGCACUUUGGAAAAUGGUUUCCUUAAUAAAAACACUUAAUGUGGUGCUUAGUAAAUAGGAAUAGUAAAAAGCUUGCAGAACCUUGAGUUUGGUUGUUCCUGUCUGAUUUAGCCAAGGACGCCAUAAACCAAAGACCUGGACUAUGUCAUCCAAUGCUGUUUGACUUCUGACGAUGCGCAUGUUUGUAAAGCAGAACAAAUCAUCCUCUGACUCUUUGACAGAUAAUAAUCUGGGAGAACUUCUGCAUCUGCUGUGUUUUGUCAAAGUGUCGUUUAAUAUGCGUUGUAAUGCGGGCCGUCAGCCCUGUUAGUGUUGAAUGUUACAAAAGAAGUAUGUUGUGUAAAUCUUUUUUUUUUUUUUCUGCACUAAAUCUGAUUGAGGCUUGUGUACUAUGAUAA
Molecule: messenger RNA, 2140 nt
Organism: Poecilia reticulata (guppy)
Lineage: Eukaryota; Metazoa; Chordata; Actinopteri; Cyprinodontiformes; Poeciliidae
Gene: bloc1s6
Product: biogenesis of lysosomal organelles complex-1, subunit 6, pallidin
Biological process (GO): intracellular transport
Cellular component (GO): transport vesicle; BLOC-1 complex
Source: RefSeq, a predicted model, not a curated record